AUGACGGAAAAACUGCUUUCAAGUGCCAUUUCAGACAAGGAGAUAAAAACAUUUCAAAACGAUGGAGCGAUAUGUUUACGAGAUUUGUUUGAUGUGAAGUGGCUUGACCUCCUGAGGAAAGGAAUUGAAGAUAACCGGCUCCAUCCGUCCGAAAUGACAAAGCGGAAAGGCCACUCCCCUCUUUUCUUUCAUGACUACAACAAUUGGAACAGCAUACCGGAAUAUGAGAAGUUUAUUUUACACUCACCAGCAGGAGAGAUUGCAGCAAGGCUCAUUCAGUCGUCGGUAAGCAAUCUAAUGUUAGGCAGGAGCUUAUUCCCAUACAUACCGUAAAAUUCCGAAAAUAAGCCCCUCCAUGUAUAAGCCCCUCCAAAUAUAAGCCCCUCCGAAAAAUAAGUCCCUCAAAAAGGGCCUUUGAAAAAUAUAAGCCCCGGGGCUUAUUUUCGGAAUUUUACGGUAUGUUCACAUCAUAGGGAGCCUGGAACAGGCUAGUCACUCUCAAUCUUUCAAUAAAAAGUUGUCAUGAAAACACGGUGAAAUAACAGGAGGCAUUUUAUGUCUAGCAUGAAUGUUAAGAGGCGGCAAAAAAUGGGCACUGAUAAUUAGUUACAGACUUUUCCCAGUGACUUUGAAGAAUAAUUUUCCACGGAGCAUCAUGAUUAGUUUCAACACCUUUAGAUUGUAGACUAAAGAGGGAACUUUCUCGUAUCUUAGGUAAACACGCUAAAGGUACCCUAAUUUGCCAUUAAGGAUAGCAUAUAUCACUGAAACCUCAUGCUGUCUGUAAACAUAGUCUCAAACUCUUACAGUUUUGAAAGGAAAGAGUCAUGCUUGUGUUUCAAUAAUGUUUUCAGAAGGUAGCUCUGUAUCACAACCACGUGAUCGUGAAGGAAAGUGGAUCAACAAAGGAAACUCCUUGGCACCAGGAUCAGGCGUACUACGAGAUCGACGGACAGCAGGUAAAACCUUUCUUUCUUGUUACUAUACUUGUUUCUAAGUUUUGUUAUGUCUUAGAGAGGAUUUGAGAGCAGUGAUCAAUAUCGGCCACACCACUUUUCCCAACACCACGAAAUACCCGUACAGUUGAUGUAGUAUAAUCAAGUCAUUAAACACUGAAGUAAACUAACAGAAACUGUAAUUUCAUUUUAACAGGUAUGCUCUAUCUGGCUGCCAGUGGACCCAGUUUCUAAGUAUACUUGUCUUCGCCUGGUGAAAGGCUCGCACACUUGGCCCCAGUACUUCAAACCAGUGCAUUUCGACGGCCCGCCGUUUUCAUCUUAUGAAAUUAAACCAGGACAGGAAGAAGAAGCAAAACGCUUUCUGCCAACACUAGACUUUGACUGCAACAAAGACAAUGAAGUUUUAACCUGGGAUAUGGAGGUAAGUAAAGAUUUGUUUAUGUGAUGAGCUCAAUACCUCACUGAGCGCAUAGCCUGUUCUAGGUGUUCGCCGGGAUAGGCCCGAGUGCUGCUGCGCUGUUCCGGCACGAUCUGAACGCCUGGCCGGAACAGGCUACUGAGCGCAGCACUUAAAAGAGCCAGAGCAAUCAGUAAAUAAUCAGUCGAAACUUAUCCUUGCACUACAGAACCUUGGCCAUGCAGUUGUCAUUUUGCGGUCUACGGUUGAGAAAUGUAGCGAAGCACGCGCAAAUGCAUUUGAUCACUCACCAUAUAGGAUGUUCACAGUGACGUAAGCAAUUUUGUUUUCCUGGUGAAAGUGAAUAUGCGAAAUUUCAUAUAUUUAACUGUACCCUGUUUCAGCCUGGAGACUGUAUAGUUUUCCAUAUGAGGACAGUCCACAGUUCCCAUGGUAACAACCUCCCGACUCCGCGCCGGGCAUUUUCCACAAGAUGGCUUGGAGAUGACACUAUUAAGGGUGAAAGGCCGUGGAUGAAUCUCCCACCCAGUCAUGAGUUGGCAAAGUUACAGCGAGGAGAUAAACUUCUAGAAUCAGGUUUAUUUCCUGUUGUUUGGACUGGUGUAGAGUCCUAGAAGCAUUUUACAAUAGUUUCCUCACAAUGGCGCCCAGGCCGGUCAUUAAUAAACGGAUGAGUGAAAUGUCCGUGAAAGUGGGCGUUUUAGCACGUUUGAUAUGGUCGUAAUUUUAGUUGGAUAUGGAUCACAAACCCUUGGAAAGCAUUUUCUGGAUCAAUUCAAAACCUCGUGCGUCAGCGAGAGAUAGAUGUUGCUUUUAUAGACCUUCAAUAACAAGGAUAAACUUUUUAAAGUAAUGAUCCGGCCGGGAAAACUGAACAUUGCCUAAAUGUCCCAGGCAGGUUAAAUUCGGUGUGUGAGGACAGAUAGUGGAGCAUGGAAAUCACGACUUCGUCAGAAGUACCGGUUUCCGAGUAGUUUUAGCACCGAGGAACCCAAAGAACAUCCGAAAGAGAUGACAAUCGCUGCGGCUGAGACUACUGAAAAUCACAAAUCACCCAGUAAUAAGAACACUGUAGACCUUAAGUACUUCUUUCUUCAGUGUAGAACAAUAAAUAAACAGUGUAGGCU
This is a messenger RNA of Porites lobata, 2504 nucleotides long. The record is from the annotation of a GenBank genome assembly. NCBI's taxonomy places the organism in Eukaryota, Metazoa, Cnidaria, Anthozoa, Scleractinia, Poritidae.